Messenger RNA from Paralichthys olivaceus (Japanese flounder), 2549 nucleotides. Lineage: Eukaryota; Metazoa; Chordata; Actinopteri; Pleuronectiformes; Paralichthyidae. The record is from RefSeq and is a predicted model, not a curated record.
GCAGGACCAUGUCCUCAUCCAGCAGCCUGGACUCCCUCCGCCCCUCUUCUGGGUCACUACCUGACAAGGUUCUCUGAACUUUGAGGACAGGGCGCCCUCUGCUGGACUCCUGCUUGCAGCAGGCCAUGGCUGAACCCGGCUACUCCGACCUGAUUUCCAAACACUACAACUACACCGGUAAGUUCCGCAAGACGGAGCAGGACUCAGGUCUGAAGGCUGACUCUGUGGUUUUCAUCAUCGUGUGCUGCUUCAUCAUCCUGGAGAACAUCCUGGUCCUAACAACUAUUUGGAGAACCAAGAAGUUCCACAAGCCCAUGUAUUACUUCAUUGGGAACCUGGCCCUGUCUGACCUGCUGGCAGGCGUCGUCUACACCGCCAACAUCCUGCUGUCAGGUGCCAACACCUACAAGCUGUCACCAACACAGUGGUUCUUCAGAGAGGGCAGCAUGUUUGUGGCACUGGCAGCGUCCGUCUUUAGCCUUCUGGCCAUCGCCAUUGAGCGCCACCUCACCAUGCUGAAGAUGAAGCUGCACAACAACGGUAACACCUGCCGUGUCUUCCUGCUUAUCAGCACCGUGUGGAUGAUUGCAGCGGUGUUGGGCGGCCUGCCUGUGAUGGGCUGGAACUGCAUCCAGAGCAUGAUGCAGUGCUCUACCGUGCUGCCGCUCUACCACAAGACCUACAUCCUGUUCUGCACCACUGUGUUCAGUAUCAUCCUCAUGGCCAUCGUGGUGCUCUACGCCCGAAUCUAUGCACUGGUGCGCACUCGCAGCCGCAAACUUGUGUUCCGCAAGGUGUCCAAUGGACGCAGCAAUGCAAACGCCAAUAGCAAGAGUUCAGAGAAGUCGCUGGCGCUGCUGAAGACCGUCAUCAUCGUCCUGAGCUGCUUCAUCGCCUGCUGGGCACCGCUCUUCAUCCUCCUGCUGCUGGACGUGGCCUGCGAGACGCUCAGUUGCCCCAUUCUCUACAAGGCUGAGUGGUUCCUGGCGCUUGCUGUCCUCAACUCUGCCAUGAACCCUCUCAUCUACACACUCACCAGCAACGAAAUGCGCCGUGCAUUCCUUAAAACGCUGCUGUGCUGCACCUCCUGCAUCCGGCCCCACACCAAGUUCACUGGGCCCAUCAUGGGCGCCGAGUUCAGCCGCAGCAAAUCCGACAAUUCCUCCCACCCCAACAAGGAGGAGGUGGAGUACUCCCCAAGGGAGACAACGGUGGCUUCCUUGGGGCAUGUCACCUCAUCUUCCUAAACAUCAGAAUGUGAGAGAGGAUGUGUGGCGUCAGUUUGAGUUUGUUCAGGAAACAGGUGUGAACUUCACCAGGCAGCGUCCUCACAAACCAAUCAGCUGAUCAGGACACACAGCACUUAUAGAAAAGAUCAAACUGGUUAAACUGGAACCAGUGAAUUUUCACAUGCUCCAAUCUGCAGCUCCACCUCAGUUCACCUGAACUCACCGGAACUCACCUGGUGAACAUGUAUAAUGAGGGUCCAGGUUCUGUUCAUGUUACUGAUCCUCAUAAAAGAGGAACCAGAUUUUGUACUGACCCCCUAAGAUCAGAUAGAACCUGUAGAACACAAAUAUCCACAAAUAUUUAAGAACAGAUUAAUUCAUGAAACCUUUUUUCCUCCACUUCCUGUAAAAAAAAACAACAACACAUCACAGAGGGCACGGGCAGAGAUCAGGAAUUUUCAUCUUAAAACAUGUUGAACAGAUUUAAACAUCAGUGAAGACAUGAAAACAGCUGACGAGAUGAUUUGAAUCUUCAGUAACAUGUUUCCUGUCCAAGUUUGUUCAGAAAGUUCAACUUAUGAUAAUUCAUAAUUCACUUGUUCAUUUCUAACAUUUAAACUGAGAGUCUAUGUCAUGUGACCACACACAAGUCAGACAUGACAUCCACGUGUUGUUUGAGUUCAAUCUGACGUCAGAGCUGAAUCUGAUUAGUGAUAUGUGAGAAUCACCUGUUUGUCAUGUGACUGUAAAAAAAUAACUGUUAGAAAAAGUUGCUGAAAAUGUUUUCCACUCGAUGUUUGUUGUCAUCUUUAGCGACGUCUGUGUAGUCGAUUAAUUUAUAUUUGAAAAAGAUUCAGUUUGUCAGGAAAAUGAAAAGACCUUUUUUCUCUUCAGGUUUGUUCAGUCGUGUCUCAGAACUACGGAAGCUCAUUUCUGUUAAAAUGUAUAAAACAAACCAAUACAUGUAGAAUAACAAAUAUGUGAUGAGAAAAUAAUUAAACUAAGAUCCAAGUGAAUUUUUUUUUGAAGUACAAAGUAAAAGCUCUGGAUCAAUAUUUCAAGGUCAUGUGACACGACUGAAAACUUCAAAAUUACCUUAUAAUCACUUAUACCUCAUAGAACCUCAUAGAACCUCAUAGAGAAAUUUCAUGUUUUAAGAAUCUGACCAUUUCAUCAUCUUAUUGAAUUCUGGCAGCAAUGAGCUUCUUAACAGAUCAAUGCUGUUACCAUGGUGACCACCUUGAUCAAUUAACCCAUUAAUGUUGUGUGUUUGUUGUGAAACUGUGUGAGUCUGUUAAUGUUAAUAAAGACAUAAAACCA